Messenger RNA from Fulmarus glacialis (Northern fulmar), 2112 nucleotides. RefSeq names its product praja ring finger 2, E3 ubiquitin protein ligase (gene PJA2). Bases 1 to 2112 code for a protein of 703 amino acids. The record is from RefSeq and is a predicted model, not a curated record. Lineage: Eukaryota; Metazoa; Chordata; Aves; Procellariiformes; Procellariidae. The transcript is spliced from 8 exons.
AUGGGGCAAGAAGCUGGCAAACCUGCCUGGCCCAAACCAGCAGGAGGAUAUCAAACUAUUACAGGUAGAAGAUAUGGAAGAAGACAUGCCUAUGUUGGUUUUAGACCAUCUUUGAAUAGCCAAGGCAGAGAUGAACAUCAACACAAUGAAGACUGUGAACGAAUGGAAUUGGAGGAUGCUGAGAAAGAUAAUUCUUUAUGUUCCAGUCCAUUGGUUCAAGUUUCUUCUGGUUUAUUGGAUGAGCCUUCGUUAGAAAAUAUUGCAACUGGAGAACCUGUUUACCAAAGUGUAUUGAGCCAAACUUUUGAAGCGAAUACGUCACCAUUUUCUCUAUUCUCUUACGGUCUGGAAGGCAACAAAAUCUCAGGGAACUUUAUGAAUCCUUAUGAAAAUUCUGAGGACCUUGCAGAGGAUGCGUCUGGAGGGCGUAAUGAUUUGAGUGGUCAGAAUGGAAUUGCUUUUGUAAACAUUGACUCUUAUGAGCCAGAUAGCAGUGAUGGAGAGGAAGGUGAUGCUCAAGACAAAUUUUCUUUGGCAAGAGAAGAAGCAGGUGUAUUUCAGGAAACACUAGAUAACAUGCUUUCUGAGUUAGAAAAAGGCGUAGAGUCUUUUACUGACUUACAGUCCCGAUUGUCCGCUCUCAACCACAGUGUUUCUAGAGAAUGUUGUGAAGAAGCAGGACGAAUGCCUUUAAUGAGAUGUUUUAGCACAGAUUCAGACUUGGCAUGUCCAAACAGGACAUUUAAAUCUGCUGAAGAUCAAGCUAUACUGAAAAGUAACCCAAGUGGUGCCAAUUGUGAAGCACAGCAGAUAAAAAAUAUAGUGGAUAUUGGAAUCAGAACCCCUAUAGCAAUUGCUAAUGAAUUGAAUGUCAGUGAUGGAAAGACUGACCAAGGAAAUUCACCUGAGCUAGUAGUGAGACCUAAAAUAAGAAAACAAAAUACUGCAAACCAGUUGGAGAGAGAAAAGCUUCUCUCUAAUCAUGAUGAAAAGGAAGGUGGUUCCUGGAGGAAAACUGAAAUUGCUGAAGUCCAGCAAGGCCAUGCUGAGUGUGCCUUGAGAAAUAGCAAAGAAGAGAUGAGUUCUAGUGUGUUCUUUGACUCAAGAGAGUACGAAGGUCAUCGAAAGAACACAGAAAUAGACCUAAGGAGAAAUGCAGCAGCUCAAGAACAAAAAAGUGUGCUAGAUAAUAGCACUUUUUGGGAUGAGUUUGAAGAUUGCAGCAGACACUUCUCAAUGUCCCACGAAGAUGAAGACAGCUCAGAAUGCAGUGAUGGAGAAUGGUCUACAGCUGUGCCUACUUAUUUUACUGCUACAGAAAAAGACCAGUCCUCAAGUGAUGAGAGCUGGGAGACUGUCCCGGGCAGGGAUGGACGUGAGCCUGAAGUGCAGAGCAGCAGCAGUGAUUUAGAAGAGGAGAACGCAGAGUUCUGUUUCCAAGGAGGGGAACAGACAUUAUUGGAGGAAGGCGAGAUUCCUUGGUUACAGUACCGGGAAGUAGUAGAAAGUAGCAGUGAUGAGGAAAAUGAUCCAGUUAGUGAUUUUGUGCAUCCUGGAUUCUUCCUGUUGGAUGGAAAUAACAACCUUGAGGAUGACUCCAGUGUGAGUGAAGACCUGGAUGUGGAGUGGAGACUACUUGAUGAGUUUGGUGAUGGCCUAGGACUUGCUCAAGCCAUUCCUUAUGUGGAUCCUCAGCUUCUCACAUUUAUGGCACUAGAGGGACGCUUACUGCAAGCUAUGGAGACUGUUCUGGUACAUUUGGAGUCUCUUGGAUUUGAUGUUGAACAGGCUCAUCCACCAGCUACUAAAGAAACCAUAGAUUGUCUGCCACAGAUUAUCAUCACAGAUGACCAUGAUGGUAUGGAUCAAGAGCAGUGUUGUACUAUCUGUUGCAGUGAAUAUGUGAAAGAUGAAAUCAUAACAGAGCUACCCUGUCAUCAUUUGUUUCACAAACCUUGUGUAACUCUUUGGUUGGAGAAAUCGGGAACAUGCCCAGUUUGUCGUCAUGUGCUUGCACCCGUGCUUCCUGAAGCAGCUGCUGCCAUGGUUUCCUUUCUAUCUGAUCAUGAUUCCCCAUCUUCUGUUCACAGUGCUACAGGAGCUUCAAACUAG